AUGGCUAUUGGUAAUUCAAAAUCAACAAUUGACGAUGGUGCAGAUAAAGCAUAUCUUAGUAUACCAGAUUCAGAGGUCGUAGUACCAAUUGCAAUCGACUCUUUCCUGAGAAAGAAGUUGAAGGAUCAAACAUUAAUAGAUUGCGAAGACUCUGUAAAGGAGUUUGCAAAAUGUACAGAAGAUAAAUUCCUUUCUGUCAUUUGGGAAUGUAAGGAAGCUCAACAAAAGAUGAAAGAUUGUCUACAGGCACACACAACACCAGAGAGAUUAAUGGAAUUAAAGAGAGAAUGGAUCAACCAAAAGAAAAAGAUUUUAUAUGAAAAGAAAAUGAGAGAUGAACAACUUAACAAAUAA
Heterostelium album PN500 is the source of this 354-nucleotide messenger RNA. RefSeq lists its product as uncharacterized. The coding region runs from base 1 to 354 and encodes 117 amino acids. The transcript has 2 exons. Lineage: Eukaryota; Evosea; Eumycetozoa; Acytosteliales; Acytosteliaceae. The record is from RefSeq and is a predicted model, not a curated record. Gene Ontology annotation, cellular component: mitochondrion.